CAGUACUGCUUGAGCAAGCGAGACCAUUGCCUGAGGGAGGCUGUCACAUACGCGCACCGCUGUUGCUCGCUCUAUGCUGUUUUCUUAUUUAUGUUUUUACAGUUCAAAAAAAUGGCGAAGCUUAGCGAGCACGGGAUUCGCCUUAGCUGCAUGAGCCCUUCUUACCUUUACAGCAAUUCAACGAGUCAUACCUGGCCUUUCAGCGCUAUUGCAGAACUUAUAGACAAUGCCUGUGACCCCGGAGUUACAGCCAAACAGAUUUGGAUUGAUGUUGUUGAGAUCAAGGGGAAUCUCUGCUUGACAUUCACAGACAAUGGAUACGGCAUGACACCAAGCAAGCUGCACAAAAUGCUCAGUUUUGGCUUCACAGAGAAAGGGUCGAGUAGAGGUCAUCAGCCCAUAGGAGUGUAUGGAAAUGGGUUCAAGUCUGGAUCGAUGCGGCUGGGGAAGGACGCGAUGAUCUUCACUAAGAACGGAGGCUGUCUGAGCGUGGGGCUGCUGUCACAGACUUACCUGGAGCACAUCCGAGCAAAGGCUGUCAUUGUGCCCAUCGCUCCGUUCAACCCGCAAAACAAUAUCCUGGUAGUGACAGAGGACUCCGUGGCUAGUCUGGGUGCUAUCCUGGCCCACUCACUGUUCCAGACGCAGGAGGAGCUGCUGGAACAAUUAGAUUCCAUCCCCAGCAAGAAGGGGACCAAGAUCGUGAUCUGGAACAUCCGCAGAAACAAGGAUGGAAAGCCAGAACUGGACUUUGAGACAGACCCACAUGACAUCCGGAUACCAGAUUUACGCUCUGAGCAGCCAGGGAGUUCCAGCAAAAAGGGUUGUCGUGAACCUGAGAGGGCUGACCAGACUGUGCCAGAGAUGGACUACUCGCUACGGGAGUACUGCAGCAUCCUGUACCUGAAGCCACGAACUCAGAUCAUUCUCCGGCAGAAGAAGGUUCAGACCAAGCUGAUCGCCAAGAGCUUGGCCAACAUUGAGCAUGACGUCUACAAGCCUAACUUCAUUAACAAGCGAGUGCGAAUCACGUUCGGGUUUAACUACAAGAACAAGGAGCACUACGGAAUCAUGAUGUACCACAAUAACAGGUUGAUCAAGUCCUAUGAGAAAGUGGGCUGUCAAAUCAAGUCCAACACCCGAGGCACUGGUGUGGGGGUGAUCGGAGUGAUUGAGUGUAACUUCCUGAAACCAGCACACAACAAACAGGACUUUGAGUACACCAAAGAGUACAGGCUGACUCUGGCAGCUCUGGGAUUGAAGCUGAACGACUACUGGAAAGUGAAGAAAGCAAAGAAAUUGCAGGAUCAGGUGGAAGACAACAAGGAGACAGAGGAGACACAAGGGAACCCGGACCAGCACUGGGUGCAGUGUGAGGAGUGCCUGAAGUGGAGGAAACUGCCUUUCACAGAGGAGCCUGUCCCUGAGCCGUGGUACUGCCACCUCAACCCUGACCCCAAGUGCAGGAGCUGUAUUGACCCAGAGGAACCUGAGGAAAGUGAAGACGAGCUCACACCCAGCUACGAGAAGACCUUUAAAAAACAAGAUUUGAGCAAUGACAGAAAAAGGAGUAUGUCUCUUGAGGGAGGUAUCGUCAAACCAGAGCUGUCCCGGGGUCUGUCUGGACCACCCAAUCUUCUCACCAGUCAAGAGGAGGAGCAGGUGGAGGGGAUGGAGAAAGGCGCGGCUGGGUCGAGCGUCCCCAGUAAAAAGCAAAAACAAGGCUUGGACAGCAGCUGCCAGGACAUAAGGCCCGAAGCGUGGGGAGGAUUGGGAGAUCAGGCCCAUGCUUUCGUGAAAACAGGCUUGGGCUCCAGUGAGGAGGAAGAGGGCCAUGACGUAAUCAUAGUCUCAGAAAAGAGAACCCCUCCCACCCUGCCCAUUAUUAAAAAGGAAGAGCAGAUGUUCCUCUGGCCUGCAGGGGGUGUGGCUCCUAAAGGACAGCAGAAUCUCUGGAACAAAUCCAAGAAAAAGGCUCCCUCCACAGCCCAAACAGUCGUAGUGCCACCAAGAACGAGAGAAGGGUGGCCCGUGAAGGCCCUGACCCAUGGUAAUGUUACAGCACAGGAAGGGAGAAGAAGAAAGCCUGCUGCCAUGGCUGCAGACUGCCCAGAGAGCGAGCAGCAGGCACAGAUCCAGGCUCUGGAGCAGGCAGCCCGCUCAGAGAAACUGGCAGAGCUGGAGAAGGAGGCAGAGAGGCUGAGAGGGAAUCUGAGGGUCCCCACACUGCCCCAGGACUGCCCCACAAGCCUGCAGCAGAUGAGGCAACUGUACCAGCAGGCCUGUCGGGAGAAGGAGUUCUUCAGCCAGGGGCUGAACGAGGCCGAAGACAAACUGGUUGUCAUCUCUGCCGAAAGGGACAAGUACAGACAUAAGGUGGCUGAGCUGGAGCGGGAGAAGUGUCGCCUGCAGCAGGAGUGUCACAGGAGCCAGCAGGAGGUGCUGCUGCUCCGAGCUCAUCCUACCAGAGCCAAUGAAGAAAUCUUCUGGGGCAAGAAGUACACCAGCUUCCAGUACCAAGAGCUGGAGCCACUGCGGGCUGAGCUGGACCGGAUUCGGAGGGAGAAGAGGGAGCUGGAGAAUCGACUGAGCAGGCAAGGAGAGACCCGGGAGCAGGGCACAAGCCCCCAGCCCAGUGCCACUGACAGCAGUACCAUGGAGAGGCUGCGUAUGCUGCGCCAGAACGUAGCGAACCUGCUGAACUCGGUCCUGCCUCACUUGGACCUGAAGGAGAUCAGUUUCGACACAGGAGACAUCGACCACAUCCUGGAGAAGGUCAUCGAAGCCAACAAGAUCUGAGGCCCAGGCCAGGCCAGGACAGAUCAUGUGAUCCUUCAACAGGCUGUUGUGCCCUGUCAUUUUCAAGGAUGCUGCCUUUACAAAUAUCUGUGUAUUAUCAGCAAGAUGUCAAAAUUCUACAAAAUCUAGCAAUCACGCAAUGUAUAAAAUCUAAGAAAUAGGGAGAUUAAAUAAACUAUACUGUAAUAGUUAGCUGGACAUUAUUUACGACAUAUGUUCCAAUAACAAAGAAAAUAAAUAGCAUACCAAAUUGAUUUAGUGA
Acipenser ruthenus (sterlet) is the source of this 3061-nucleotide messenger RNA. RefSeq names its product MORC family CW-type zinc finger protein 4-like. Gene Ontology annotation, molecular function: zinc ion binding; ATP hydrolysis activity. The transcript has 17 exons. Gene Ontology annotation, cellular component: nucleus; nucleoplasm. Bases 91 to 2799 code for a protein of 902 amino acids. The record is from RefSeq and is a predicted model, not a curated record. NCBI's taxonomy places the organism in Eukaryota, Metazoa, Chordata, Actinopteri, Acipenseriformes, Acipenseridae.